AUGGAGAAAGAGUGUGUUGAUGAUGUUAUGGAAAUUGAAGUCCUUCCUUCAAUGUGGCCAGAAGAUAUUGCAAUGGAUGUUGGAAAACAGUUCAAUAUCGAAAAACCCGGAAAUGACCAAGGUGUGUUAGAAGAGAUUACAAUCAUAGAAGAACCAACUAUAGCCGAUUUCAAGCGUCUCAUGGAGCUAACAAAUUUCACCGAAAAAGGUUCUUCUCAAUUAGCCAACCUUAUGAAACACUGGGAGUAUAAACAAGCCAACGUCGCGCGUCUUCUAAGAGAAGAACUCGACAAUCUAAACAAACAACGAAAGGAUGUUGAGUUAAGGAAGUUGGAGAUACUGGAAGAGCAUAGGUUCGAGGAAGAAAGAUAUGGAGGCGAUAAACGGCCGGUUUCUAUAUUGGAUGAUGUUUAUGAUAUAUGGCAACAAGAUCAAGACAUACCUUGUAGAAAAAGUGAUGUUGUGGUUCAAAACAAGAGAAUUGAAAUUGAUGCCGAGUAUGAUACGGUUGUUUACUGGAAACAGCGAGCCGCGCACUUGGAAAAGCUUCUGGAGGCAAGUAUGAUGAGAGAAGAGUCUCUUGAACAGAAGUUGCAAGAGAGUAUUAAGAACUUUGAGAGACAAUCAUCACCUGUUGAAGAACUCUCUCAGAUUUUGAAGAGAGCAGAUAAUUUCUUGCAUUUUAUACUCCAAAAUGCUCCGGUUGUUAUUGGCCAUCAGGACAAAGAGUUGCGAUAUCGCUUUAUCUAUAAUCACUUUCCUAGUUUGCAAGAGGAGGACAUCAUAGGAAAAACGGAUGUUGAAAUAUUCACUGGAUCUGGUGUUAGGGAGUCUCAAGAUUUUAAGAUGGAAGUUUUAGAAAAAGGAUUGCCUGCCAAAAGGGAAAUCACUUUCGAGACAGAACUAUUUGGCUCGAAGACAUUCUUGAUUUAUGUAGAACCUGUCUUCAGCAAGACAGGAGAAACAAUUGGAAUCAAUUACAUGGGAAUGGAUGUAACAGAUCAGGUGAGAAAAAGAGAAAGAAUGGCGAAGAUUCGCGAAGAGAUAGCUGUUCAAAAAGCGAAGGAAACAGAACUGAAUAAAACCAUUCACAUCACAGAGGAAACUAUGAGAGCAAAACAAGUUCUGGCAACAAUGUCACAUGAGAUAAGAUCUCCACUGUCUGGUGUUGUUAGCAUGGCUGAAAUUCUUUCCACCACAAAACUUGAUAGGGAACAACGACAGCUCUUGGAUGUCAUGUUAUCAUCCGGAGACUUGGUUCUUCAACUUAUAAAUGACAUACUUGAUCUUUCCAAGGUUGAGUCAGGAGUAAUGAAGUUGGAGGCUACAAAAUUUCGACCGCGAGAGGUAGUAAAGCACGUGCUUCAGACAGCUGCAGCAUCAUUGCAGAAAAUAUUAACCUUAGAAGGACAUGUAGCAGAUGAUGUGCCUAUCGAGGUUACUGGCGAUGUAUUAAGGAUUAGACAAAUCCUCACAAAUUUAAUCAGCAACGCCAUCAAGUUUACACAUGAAGGCAAAGUUGGGAUAAGCCUUUAUGUUAUGCAAGAGCCAAUUUUUUCAAAAGCUGAAAGCAUACAAAAGAUUACAUCAUGCCAAUCAACCAUUUCUCUAAAUGUAAUGAAAGAAGAAAAAUAUCUCUCAACACCUCAAAACGAAUGCUCGAUGAAUGGAGAUAAGGAGGAUCAACAUCACUCAGCUGAAACAAGCGUGUGGAUAGGUUGUGAUGUAUAUGAUACAGGCAUUGGAAUACCAGAAAAUGCAAAACAUAGUUUAUUUAAAAGGUACAUGCAAGUCAGUGUAGAUCACGCACGAAAGUACGGAGGUACAGGGCUAGGACUAGCAAUAUGCAAACAAUUGGUUGAGUUGAUGGGGGGUAAUCUAACAGUGUCUAGCAAAGAACAGCAUGGUUCUACUUUCACAUUCAUUCUGCCAUACAAGGUCUCAAUUGCUUGUGAUAGUUCUGAUUACUCCGAUGAAUUCUCAGACAUGGAGCAUAACGAAGCCGCUUCUGAUGAUACAACAACAGAAGGUUUCUUCCAAUUCCAAACAAACCGAACUCACAAGCUAUCGCCACACAAAUUCAGUGGAUUUUCCGAGAGUUCAUUCUCAUUUCCUGCUAUUUCAAAUGACAUCAUAUCAAAAGGGACGUGUUCGUUCGAUGAUUCAUCUUCAGUUGUUGACGCCUCAGAUAUGUCUGAAUCAGCUAGUUCAUCUAGUAAUAAACACCAUCUGUAUAACACUCAUGCAUGGUUUCAAAAUGGUAGUGCAGAUUCUUCUCAGAAUAUGGUGGUAAACACAACUACUGAAUGUGUUAGUAGAAGUAGUAAAUCAGAAGUAACCAAAUCCAUAUCUAAGCCUAAGAUCCUUCUUGUGGAAGAUAACAAGAUCAACAUCAUGGUGACACAAUCCAUGAUGAAGCAGUUGGGUCAUAACAUUGAUGUUGUCACUAAUGGAGCUGAAGCCGUGCGAGCAGUACAACGCUGUACUUAUGACCUGGUUCUGAUGGACGUGUGCAUGCCGGUUAUGGAUGGACUUCAAGCAACAAAAUUGAUUCGGUCUUUUGAGGAAACAGGAAAUUGGGAUGCUGCUAAGAAUGCUGGAAUCGAGCAAAAUGUACUAGAUCGAGACUAUGAAAGUUCUGUUCCAUCGACAAAGCGAACUCCCAUUGUUGCGAUGACAGCAAAUGCUUUGUCAGAGAGUGCAGAAGAGUGUUUUGCUAAUGGUAUGGACUCAUUUGUAUCAAAACCUGUGAGUUUACAAAAACUGAAAGAGUGUAUUGAACAAUAUACUUAA
Messenger RNA from Vicia faba (fava bean), 2793 nucleotides. NCBI's taxonomy places the organism in Eukaryota, Viridiplantae, Streptophyta, Magnoliopsida, Fabales, Fabaceae. The record is from the annotation of a GenBank genome assembly.